AAACUAAUUAAAGUAAAAUUUUCAUUUUGAUGGUGCAGGGAGUAGUAUAGAGCCAAUAAAAGUUGACAACUUGACAAAUUCAAGAUCACAAGUCUACGAAAUGUAUGGUGAUAUAAUAAGAAUCCACGGCAACUCAUCGACCAUCUUCGUACCUUCAAUCCAGCAACGCACCACAAAUUCUAAUUGGACCACAAAACCGUACGCACGGUUAGACGAUAAUAAAGCAAUGAAGAAGGUAAGGGAAUUCACAAUAAUUCAUCAAACCCCAGGUAACUUACCUCAUUGCACCCGAAACUUCACCUCUCCGGCGAUCAUUUUCUCCACCGGAGGAUACGCCGGAAACAAUUACCACGACUUUGCCGACGUCCUCAUUCCACUAUACUCAACUUCCCAACAAUUUCACAAAAACGUAAUCUUUCUCGUAGCCGACAUUCAUUCUUAUUGGACUUAUGAGUACAAACUAAUUCUUGACAAUCUCUCCGAACACGACAUUAUCGACAUUGACAAGGAAAACGAAGUCCUGUGUUUUCCAAGGUUGAUCGUUGGGCUCAAGGCCAACAAGGAGUUAAGCAUCGACAGUUCACUACAAUUCCCACAUAUUUCCACCACGAACUUUACAAACUUCAUUCGAAAUACGUAUUCUUCGGAGAGAAAGUCCGUAAGUAAUGAAUGCAAGAAAACCAAAACUCGCGGCCCUAGGUUGCUCAUCAUUUCCAGAAACAAAACACGACAUUUGACGAACGAAGACAAUGUAGCCAACAUGGCUCGGAGCAUGGGAUUUAAGGUUGCCGUGCAAGAAAUUGGAUGGGAAAUUCCAAAAGUCGCCAAGUUUGUGAAUAGUUUCGACGUUAUGAUUGGAGUGCAUGGGGCCGGCCUUACGAACAUGGUUUUUCUUCCAGAAAAAGCAGUUUUAAUUCAGAUAGUGCCCUUUGCAUUGGACUCCGCGGCUAGGUUUUACUAUGAAGAACCAACAAAAGGUAUGAAUUUGAGGUAUUUAGAGUACAAGGUGAGUCUGAAUGAGAGCUCUCUAUUUGGGAAAUACCCAAUCGACAGCGACAUUUACAAAAAUCCCGAUGCUAUGCGUAAUAAGGGAUGGCUUGUUUUUAAGUCAAUUUAUAUGGAUAAUCAAGAUGUGAAUGUUGAUUUAGAUAGGUUUAGAAUAACCUUGUUGAAAGCCUUGGAGCUUGUUUGCAGAUAGAGAGGUUUUUGUUUCUUGGAUUGUAG
Molecule: messenger RNA, 1224 nt
Organism: Erythranthe guttata (spotted monkey flower)
Lineage: Eukaryota; Viridiplantae; Streptophyta; Magnoliopsida; Lamiales; Phrymaceae
Source: RefSeq, a predicted model, not a curated record